Molecule: messenger RNA, 945 nt
Organism: Funneliformis mosseae
Lineage: Eukaryota; Fungi; Glomeromycota; Glomeromycetes; Glomerales; Glomeraceae
Source: the annotation of a GenBank genome assembly
AUGGGGACAGUCAACGGUGGAACAAUUAUCAGCUUCACACCAACUCCUUCUUUACAUGCCGUAACCAGCCGAAUGCCUUCAAUGCCUUCGCAUCAUCAAACUGGUUGUUCUAACUUUACCUUUCAGUUAUCUUCAAUAGCAAAUUCUGCAAAGAAGAAUACAAAUUCAGCUGAAAGGCGAGCCAACCAUAAUGCCGUCGAACGGGCACGACGGGAAUGCCUAAACACCAAAUUUCAAGAGCUUGCCCACGCUCUCCCUUCCUUAGCGCAAGUUCGUAGACCAUCAAAGUCAAUAAUUGUGCAAAAAUCUCUAGAAUUUAUCUAUAAUGCCCGCAAAAAAGACGAAGAAAUGCGAAGUCUUCGCAAUGAAAAUGAUCAUUUACGAAAGGAGGUUAAUCGGCUAAGAGAUCGAUUAGGAUUGGAUCCUUUACCACCACUCGAAGAAUCUACAUCUCAACAAGCUGACGAAGAGAAGGAGGACGUUAAAAUUAGCAGCAGUAAAAAUUCAAAUACACCAGAGAUAAAGAUCGAAGCUGAUAAUAACACCCCCACCAUUUCCAAUGCGCAAGAGUCAUCAAGUUCCAUUGACAUUCAAGUUAAGAACGAAGGAUCCCGUUCUGACGAUGAUUACAGUAAUGAGGAUGAUUACGACAUGGAGACAACAGAAAUGAUAGACAAGAGUCUGUACUUGCUCGACCCAGGUCUAAAUCAACACAGCUAUCCAACAUCAGGUUUUGGCUUCGCAAUGGAUAUGUCACCUAUAGAUCAACAAAUUGUCGACCCAAAUUCCUUACAUCUACAAUUUGACGAUGACAUGAGUGCUUAUUGCGAUACAUUUUCGUUACAACCAGAAUAUUAUCCAUCACCUCCAUAUGAAGCAAAUUUGUUGGAAUUAGCAAAUCACAUGCCAUAUUCUCUGUCACCGGAUAAUUCACAUAAUCUUUAG